AUGAAGUACAGCCUAUUCUCUGCUCUAUGUUUCGCAGCCUUGUCGCGAAGCACUCCCGUCAAACCCACCAAAUCAUGCAAGGAGUACACGAUUCCUCUUAAAGUCAUCUCCGAGAACCUUAAAUGGGCUCUCGGCGAAUUCGAAAGCAAUGAAGACAUGGUUGAGUUCAGCGCUGCCUCCGGGCGACGAGAUGCCAGCACUACUUUUCACCCGUUUACCCUCCCUACGCUAUCAGAAACCGCGAUAUAUACUAUCUCCGGGACAUAUUGUGAGCCGGUUGGUGAAGGGGACGGAACAGUCAUAUUGGCCACGCAUGGGGCCGGUUAUGAUAGAAAUUAUGUGGACUACGCCAUUUCGCAAGGUCAUUCAAUCUUCUACUACGACAGACUGGGAACAGGCAAGUCUGAUAUAAUAUCCGGCUAUGUUGCGCAAAUAUCAAUGCAAGCCUCCAUCCUGGCCGAACUUAUUCCACUCGUUCGCUCCGGCAAAUUUUCAUCUCCGCCUUCCAAACUCGUCCUUCUGGGCCACAGCCUUGGAAGUGUAGUAUCCAAUACCGUCCUGAACUCGCAUCCAGAAAUGGUUGAUGCCACGAUCCUCACCGGCAUUGCAUACAAUACGAGCUCGACCAUUCCCAACCAGGCUAAACAGCUACGCCUUGCAAAGCUACAGAAUCCAACAAAAUGGGAAACACUAGACGGAUAUGCGGUUUGGAUGCACAUUUAUUCCAAUAAUCAAGAUUUUUUCAAGGUCCCGUACUAUGAGCGAGAUGUCGUGCAGUAUGCACAGGACAACCAAGCGCCGGCCGCCCUGUUGGAAAACCUGAGUAUCAGAACUUCUAAUGUAUCUUCUCCUGGCUUUACCGGCCCUGUCAUGUUGAAUGCGACAGGGUCUUUCCAGGGCAUCGACAAUUUCCUGAGCGAGAACGUCAUCUGA
Exophiala aquamarina CBS 119918 is the source of this 933-nucleotide messenger RNA. RefSeq lists its product as uncharacterized. The transcript has 5 exons. The record is from RefSeq and is a predicted model, not a curated record. The coding region runs from base 1 to 933 and encodes 310 amino acids. NCBI's taxonomy places the organism in Eukaryota, Fungi, Ascomycota, Eurotiomycetes, Chaetothyriales, Herpotrichiellaceae.